AUGGAUUUUCUUAAAGAGACUCUUCUAGAGCCUCUCCGGCCCAGCUCAUGGCAGCCAGGCAACUACUCAUUCAUGUGAAUCUACCUAAUUAUUUUUGUGAUUACUUAUUAUUUUUACCACAAAAUUUCAAAUUAUAUUUACAUGAAAAAGACUUUUUCCACACAAAGAACUUCCUUAUAUGAAGACCGAAAAAAAUCUUCAUGGGAAAGAAGGGAAAAAGAGCUUGAAGAAUUGAGGAUAAGGCAGGAAGAAGAAAAAGAGAUGAACCAAGAAGAGGAAGAAGAGAAAAAACAAGAAGAAGAAAGGAAAGAAAGGGCGAGAAAAAGAGAUGCGUAUUUUAGGGAAACUAUGAAUGCCCCAACUAGGUAUAAACCAAAUAUGGAGGAAAGGUAUCCAAAUGUUUGUAAGCGAUCUAGAGGAUGACGCUAG
Messenger RNA from Blepharisma stoltei, 429 nucleotides. NCBI's taxonomy places the organism in Eukaryota, Ciliophora, Heterotrichea, Heterotrichida, Blepharismidae. The record is from the annotation of a GenBank genome assembly.